GUUACUGCUGCGCAUUGCGACACGCUCCAGACAAUAUUCUUGAGAUUCUCUGACGGGCGUGGCGCGCGGAGCGGAUUCUUCUGACCGUCUUUGCGUUUGACCAUGUCAUAGUGUUGUACCACUUGUCUUGCCGACCGCGAUGAACCAUGGCGCCCGCGCAGGCAUAUGUGACCAGCUAUCCCCCGCGAAUCCGCCAAUACACUAAUACCCUCCUUCAACCCGUGCUUCAGACCCAAAAUGUCGCUCCGGGGGGUCGCACCACCAAACGAGGGACGACAAUAAUCAACUACGCAGAUGAUGCCUACGAUGAAGACGACUUUGAAGACAGCGAAGGGCCCGGCCGGCGGCCAACCGGUUUGCGAUCGUUGCGACGGGAAGAGCUCGAGAAAAAGGAACCGCAGCAUGAAAAGGUGGGAAAGGAAAUACAUGAGCCCGUCGACCUGCAGCCCAUAUAUCGAGACUGGAUAAUUAGGAGGACCGUCAGGCCUACGACAGAUGCUCAAUCACAUAUCCAAUCGCAACUCCCACUCACCCUUAUACCCAUACGCAUCGAUCUCGAUGUGCCACCCCACCAGCCCGAUGCGCCUUUCCCCCUGCCACGCGCGGGGAUCGAUAUCGGCGUCAACCCUUCACUACCAAUGUUCAAGAAGCCUGAGCUAUUGCCGGGUUACAAGAUACGCGAUAUCUUUUUGUGGAAUCUACACGAGAACCUGCUCACCCCGGAUGAUUUCGCGCAGUGCUUCGUUCGCGAACUGGACUUGCCGAACCAAAUAGGCCUUGCAAUGAACGUCAGUCAACAAAUACGAACCCAACUGGAAGACUAUGCUGGAGUGGCCAUGCAUCCUCUCUUCCACACCCAGCAGAAGAGAUCACAAAUGCCUGAUACUAACCCCGCUCCCACACCGUCGGCUUUCGUCAACGGAAGCUCGCGUGGCGGCACACCCCGGGCACACUUGGGAGCGUCAAUAUCUCGUCCAGCCUCUACAACACCGGGCACUCCCGCUGCCUCGACGCCUCAUCCGAUUACGUUGACUAAUGGCGCAUCUAUAACGGCGGUUGCUUCCCCCCUGCCGCCAGAACCACAGAUUGAGCAGCAGGAUGACUCUGAGGAUCCGUAUCUCAAUCCCGACGACACCUACCGUUGUAUAAUUACGCUGUCAAUUUACCUCUCUUCGAAACUUUACCAAGACAAAUUCGAAUGGUCAUUGCUACAUCCCCCCGGGGCUGCAGAGGCGUUCGCAAGACAGACUUGCGCAGACAUGGGAUUGGGCGGCGAAUGGGUUAUGGCCAUCACACAUGCAAUCUACGAAGCAGUGUUACGGUUGAAAAAGGAGGCUUGCGAAGGCGGUAUGGUCAUGAUCGGUGGAAACCAUUUAAGCGGAGAGAUUGACAAUCAAGCCGUCCGAGGCGAGGAAGGUGCCGGGUGGAGAUACGACAUUGACGAUUUUGGUGCUGAAUGGGAGCCGAAAUUCGAGGCAUUGAGUAAAGAAGAGAUUGAGAAGAGAGAGGGGGAUCGAGAAAGACAGCUGAGGAGAUUGCGGAGAGAGACUGCCAAAUUCAGCUCAACAGCUGGUAUGCUGCCCUCCGCUCGAGAACAGGAAGCCCAGCAACGAGGAAGUUACUUUGAUUACACCACCAUCGGGAGCGCUGGGACAGGGGAGGAGACGCCACUCAUGGGUCGUGGAGAAAGAAGUAAAAAGAAGCGGCGGUUCAGAUCGCUAUCUCCGGUGGCGAAGGCGCAGACCCCGGACGCGACUGGAAGCUCUGCUGGUGCAGGGUGGGGAGGCGAAGGCAAUCGGUUACAGGAGUACGAGAGACAGAAUUGGAGGUGCAAGCAUUGUCUCAUCUGGGGCAGCGCUGUUUGGGCUGUGCGGGAUGGACCUAUGGGUCCUAGAACUCUAUGCAACAGUUGCGGCUUGAUCUACGAGCGAGACAAGAAGUUGCCGGUAUGGAAUGAAGGGCUGCAUCGGCAUACCUUACCUCUCGGCAGGUAAUCACCUGGAGCUUGUUCCCUGCGCGAGUGAGGGCCCGAUUGACGUGCGGCGCCUUUGUUCUUCUCUGAUCUCGUCAUAUGCAAUGGAGGGCUUGCGGUCGUUGUGCAUUAUAUUUUUGGACCUGGCUAGGAAUGGAUCGAUUCUCUGGUCCGAAAAGGGAUAACCGCUGAGGAUAUUUGCCUCAGGGCAGCACGGCGUUCUAUUCGGUGGAACCGCGUUGCAGGGCGCGAAUAUAUCAGCCGGUCUUGCGUAGCAUGUGCCUGCGCUGGGGGCUGGAAAAGACAUGUAGAACUAACCCGGAUUCUUGAAAGAUUCCUCUUUUUGAGCAAUAUAAUGUCUUACCUUGUGGCUUCUACAUCAAUCAAGACAGAAAGAUCAUUGACAAAC
Molecule: messenger RNA, 2381 nt
Organism: Cladophialophora immunda
Lineage: Eukaryota; Fungi; Ascomycota; Eurotiomycetes; Chaetothyriales; Herpotrichiellaceae
Exons: 3
Coding region: 147-1994 (615 amino acids)
Biological process (GO): chromatin remodeling; regulation of transcription by RNA polymerase II
Cellular component (GO): nuclear chromosome; nucleus; RSC-type complex
Molecular function (GO): transcription coregulator activity; zinc ion binding
Source: RefSeq, a predicted model, not a curated record